CAAGGCAACUCCGCCUCCCGGGGGCUGGCCCUGCGUUGGACAUUUCUUAACAGCAGGGCUGCCAGGCAGAGUGAGACAGCCAGGAGGAAGGGCAGCUUGGCAGAGCCUCAGAGAUUCUUACAAAGGGCGAGAGAGGUGCAGGCGUGGUUUGCCUUUGACCAUCGGCAGAAGUCUGAAGGAUGGACCCCUUUGAGGACACGCUGCGGCGGCUGCGGGAGGCCUUCCACACGGGGCGUACGCGGUCGGCUGAGUUCCGGGCUGCGCAGCUCCGAGGCCUGGGCCGCUUCCUGCAAGAAAACAAGCAGCUUCUGCAUGACGCGCUGGCCCAGGACCUGCACAAGUCGGCCUUCGAGUCGGAGCUGUCUGAGGUUGCCAUCAGCCAGGGCGAGAUCACCCUGGCCCUCAGGAACCUCCGGGCCUGGAUGAAGGACGAGCGUGUGCCCAGAAACCUGGCCACACAGCUGGACUCCGCCUUCAUCCGGAAGGAGCCCUUUGGCCUGGUCCUCAUCAUUGCACCCUGGAACUAUCCCCUGAACCUGACGCUGGUGCCCCUCGUGGGUGCCCUCGCUGCAGCUCUCUCCCUGCGCUGCCCUGCAGGGAACUGCGUGGUGCUGAAGCCAUCAGAGAUUAGCAAGAGCAUCGAGAAGGUCCUGGCUGAAGUGCUGCCCCGAUACCUGGACGAGAGCUGCUUUGCCGUGGUGCUGGGGGGGCCCCAGGAGACGGGGCAGCUGCUGGAGCAUAGGUUCGACUACAUCUUCUUCACAGGGAGCCCUCGUGUGGGCAAGAUUGUCAUGACCGCUGCCGCCAAGCACCUGACACCUGUCACCCUGGAGCUGGGGGGCAAGAACCCCUGCUACGUGGACGACAACUGCGACCCCCAGACCGUGGCCAACCGCGUGGCCUGGUUCCGCUACUUCAACGCCGGCCAGACCUGCGUGGCCCCCGACUACGUCCUGUGCAGCCCCGAGAUGCAGGAGAGGCUGCUGCCCGCCCUGCAGAGCACCAUCACCCGUUUCUAUGGCGACGACCCCCAGAGCUCCCCAAACCUGGGCCGCAUCAUCAACCAGAAACAGUUCCAGCGGCUGCGGGCACUGCUGGGCUGCGGCCAUGUGGCCAUUGGGGGCCAGAGUGACGAGAGCGAUCGCUACAUCGCCCCUACGGUGCUGGUGGAUGUGCAGGAGACGGAGCUGGUGAUGCAGGAGGAGAUCUUCGGGCCCAUCCUGCCCAUCCUGAACGUGCGGAGUGUGGACGAGGCCAUCGAGUUCAUCAACAGGCGGGAGAAGCCCCUGGCCCUGUACGCCUUCUCCAACAGCAGCCAGGGGCUGUAAUCCAAGGUCGUGUGGUUUGUCGGAGGCUCCGGCUCAGAAGCCCAUGUAAGGUGUCCCAGCCUCUUGGGUUGUGACCACCUCCUUCCCCUCUGGUGCUACAAGCAGCUCCAGGCUCAUCUUGUAUCUUCCCUGCUCCAACUCCAGAAGUAGCCAUUCCUCCAAGGAGCCCUGCUUCAUCUGGAUACUUUUACCUUUAGAAACCUCUACAGAGGCUUUUUGGCAGUGGAGUCAUCUGGCUUCAAACUUUUCUGACCACCCAGCACUGCUCCCAGGACACAGAGUCACACCUAAGACACAAGUCACGCACAAGGUGGCUUGCCCGUACUACUUGGGACGCCCUCUGCUGCCUUCUGCUCCAUCUCCUCCAUCUGCUGCCACUGCCACUGUGGGUAACGCUAGUCUCAUGCCAUGAAGUGACGUCUGAAUCCACUGGGGGGGAGUCCACUUUCCCCACAUCAGGCAAGCCCUGACCCAGCUGUGAUCAGAGGCUCGUAGUGAUUGCAACUAAAUAUAUUGAAGUUUUUGUGCAGCAACAAUUUAGUGUCUACCAAUCUUUUUUUCCUUUCAGUCUUCAAAUAAGCCUACAGAUUGAGGAAGAAGGUCCUUUAUUAAGUCAAGCAACAGCCAUGCUUCUGUUUCUAAAGUGCAAAUCUGACCACAUCAUUAUGUCUUCAUGUCUCUGUGCUCACACCACACAGCCCUUCAGCCGCCACUCUGUCUGGGGUACCCUCUUUGCCUGAACAACUUCUGUCCCUCCCAGUUCCUCCACUCAGCAGGCACAUGACACCCCUCCCCUAGGAUGCCUCCCUGCUGUCCAGCACUGCACUGCUGCCACUGCACCCUCCAUGUCCCCAAGCAACACUGGGUUUCCUGCCCCUACCCCCAGACCUAAAAGUCUUUGCCCCCAGCACGGACCACACAUGAGCAGAUGUCCAGGAAACAUGUCCCAAGUUGGAAGCUCCAUGAGGGGCUGCUACACAA
Molecule: messenger RNA, 2309 nt
Organism: Rhinopithecus roxellana (golden snub-nosed monkey)
Lineage: Eukaryota; Metazoa; Chordata; Mammalia; Primates; Cercopithecidae
Gene: ALDH3B1
Product: aldehyde dehydrogenase 3 family member B1
Exons: 10
Coding region: 180-1328 (382 amino acids)
Biological process (GO): aldehyde metabolic process
Cellular component (GO): cytoplasm
Molecular function (GO): aldehyde dehydrogenase (NAD+) activity
Source: RefSeq, a predicted model, not a curated record